AUGUCGGGACGAGAGGAUGAUCUGGCUUACGGCAAGUACUACCAGCGGGAUGACGGCCAGGGAGAGAGCACAAGAGGUUUUGUAGGUGAUACCUUCAACAAGCUGCGGAAUACCUACAAGCAGCACCACUCGCAGUCGCCGCCGCCGGGACAGAAUCAGCCCCAGAGCAGUUAUAAUCCAGGGGGUUACGGUGGCCAGAAUUUCUCCCCGAAUCAAGGCGCGCCGCAGACCUAUCCAUAUGGAACCCAGGGUCAGAACCAGAACGAGAACCAGAACCCCGCGUACCAGGAACCCGGGUACCAAGGAAAGCCUGCGAAACAGGACAAAUUCUCCGGAUUGCUGGGAAAGUUUCAGGACACCGUCGCCACUCUUGGAACAGAUGUGGCCCAACGGCUCGGAACGGCCCUCGACCCCCAGGCGUACGCGCAAUAUGGCACGCCCCAACCCCAAUCGCAGCAACGGUUCGGCAGCUUUGCUGCGCCCCGGCAGGCCAAUGAUGCGAAGUGGUAUGUCGACGGGUGCUCUUACUUCUAUGCCGUCUCGAAGGCACUAGAGAGUGCUAAGGAGUCGAUUUGGAUUCUGGACUGGUGGCUGUCCCCCGAAUUGUACCUCAGACGUCCACCGGCGAAGAAUGAGCAAUAUCGCCUGGACCGGAUGCUGCACGCUGCUGCCCAGCGCGGAGUGCGCGUCAAUAUCAUCGUGUAUAAGGAGGUGACCCAGGCAUUGACUCUCUCGUCUUCCCAUACCAAGCAUGCUCUCGAGGACCUCCACCAGAACAUCGCCGUGUUCCGUCACCCCGACCAUCUUCCCGAUCGUCAGAAUCUCCACUCCUCGAUUACUACAACCCUGCAGAAUCUGACCCUGGACACCGUCUCACUUGCCAAGAUGUCCGGUGAUGCGCUCAAGGGUAUCUAUGGCAUGAACGAGGAUGUGAUUCUCUACUGGGCGCACCACGAAAAGCUGUGUCUCAUCGACGGCAGAAUUGCCUUCAUGGGCGGCCUGGACAUGUGCUUUGGCCGCUGGGAUACACAUCAGCAUGCAAUCGCUGAUGUCCACCCAACCAAUCUCGACGAUAUCGUCUUCCCUGGCCAAGAUUAUAACAACGCGCGAGUUCUCGACUUUCAGGAUGUCGUGCACUGGGAGAAGAACCAGCUCAAUCGGGAACGGACCUCGCGUAUGGGCUGGUCUGAUAUCUCGGUCAGUCUGCACGGUCAGGUCGUGGAAGAUCUGCGCCGGCAUUUUGUAGAGCGGUGGAACUUUAUUUACGACACCAAGUACCAGGUUCGCAAGGAUGUGAGAUACUCGAAACUUGCGCUGUACGGUCGGCCCAGCUCCUCUACAAGCCAACAGCAGUCGGCUGCGAAUAAUCAACCUCAAUCGCAGCAGCAGCAGCAACCACAUCAACCCCAAUACCAGCAGCAGAGCCAACCUCAGUACCAGCAGCAGCACCAGCCUCAGCAACCAGCUGAUCUCUCGGCCUACCCGCCCCAGACAACCGUUGGUGGCCAAGGAGCACCAAACUAUCAGCCUCCAUCGCCUGGCUACGGUGGACAGUCGCCAUCGCAAGCCCAGACCGGCUCCCACCAGUACUCCUACACCGGGGACUCAUUCCCACCACCUCCCCCUGGGCCACCGCCAACCCAAUCUUAUGGGUCGACUCCAACUCAGUCUUAUGGAUCGGCUCAAUCGCCCAAUCAGGGCCAAGGUCAGGCACCUUAUUUCCCUCCACCUCCAACUCAGGAGGGAUCCCAUUCCCAGACAAGAGGCAUGGACGACUACUAUGAGGGCUCACGGGGCCAAGGUGACCCCGACCGCAGCAGUUUCAACCCUCGCCGCUUCAAGGACGAAAUCACGGGUUAUGGCAAUGUCCUCCGCGGGCAACUGGCGGGACAGGUGCAUCAGUACCAGGAUCGUCUAAGUUCCUUCGGGCGCCCUGGUCCCCAGCAGCGAGGCAACAUGUCCUGCCAGAUCGUGCGCAGCUGCACGAAAUGGAGUAACGGAACACCCACCGAGCAUUCGAUUGCCGACGCAUAUGCAGCGAUCAUCCGCAACAGUGAGCACUUUGUGUACAUCGAGAACCAGUUCUUCAUCACGGCGACUGGUGAUUCCCAGAAACCGGUUCGGAACCAGAUCGGUGCUGCCAUCGUUGAGCGUAUCCUACGUGCUGCUCGGGCAGGCCAGAAGUAUAAGAUCAUCGUGGUGAUCCCCACGGUACCCUGCUUUGCUGGGGACCUGGAAGAUGAGGCAUCUCUGGGAACGCGUGCAAUUAUGGAGUUCCAGUACAAUUCGAUCAAUCGGGGCGGCCACAGUAUCAUGGAGCUCAUUGCUAAGGAGGGAUAUAACCCGAUGGAAUACAUCCGAUUCUAUAACCUCCGCAACUACGACCGGAUCAAUGCGAACAGCCGCAUGUCGGAGAUUGAACAGAAGAGUGGUGUUAGUUAUGAGGACGCCCGGAAGCAGCAUGAUCUGAACACCGUUGGCCCAGGCGGCUAUGGCCCCGGUGCUACUCGGACCGCUUUUGAUACGAGCGUCCCAUUUCAGCAGCAGUACCAGCAAGCUGCUCACCAAGUGUCGACGACCAAGUCGACAUCCGGCCGAUGGGACAGUGUUAGCGAGUGUUAUAUGCUCCACGGCGAGGACAUUCGGAACGUGCCUUGGGAAGGGCCCAGUGAGGCUGAGAUUGAUGCUUUCGUCACGGAGGAACUCUAUGUUCAUUCCAAGGUCAUGAUUGCGGAUGAUCGGGUGGUCAUCUGCGGCUCCGCCAACCUGAACGAUCGAUCUCAGCUAGGCGACCACGACUCCGAGAUUGCGGUCAUCAUCGAAGACCAGACCCCCGUGCAGUCUAGCAUGAAUGGCCAGCCAUGGACCGCCAGCCGCUUUGCCGCCUCCCUUCGCCGGCAACUGUUCCGCAAGCACCUCGGUCUUUUGCCCCCAGAAGACCCUCAGCGGCCGGAUGCCAACUCAGAGCCAGUCGGCGUGCCCAACCAGUUCGACUUUGACGCCCCUGAGAGUAGGAUCGUCGCCGAUCCCCUCGCAGACACCCUCCAGAGCCUCUGGAACACGCGCUCCAGGACGAACACAGAAGUAUUCCGUAAAGUCUUCCACGCCGUUCCCGAUGACACAGUACGCGACUGGGCCUCAUAUAGGGAGUUCUACAGCUACUACUUCCAGGGCUCCGACAAGCAGGCGUAUGGCAAGGAGGAGAAGGACUCGCGGCCUUCGCGGUUCCAGUACGGGCAUGUCGUUCGGGACAACUUCGCCCCUGGCGCUGAAGGCGUGCGCGAGGUGAAGGAACUGUUGAGUCAGGUAAAGGGUACAUUGGUGGAGAUGCCGUUGAUGUUCCUGAUCGAGGAGGAUGUGGCCAAGUCGGGGUUGGCUCUGAAUGAGCUGACGGAGCCGCUCUAUACCUAA
Aspergillus clavatus NRRL 1 is the source of this 3411-nucleotide messenger RNA. RefSeq names its product putative phospholipase D (PLD) (gene pld2). Lineage: Eukaryota; Fungi; Ascomycota; Eurotiomycetes; Eurotiales; Aspergillaceae. Bases 1 to 3411 code for a protein of 1136 amino acids. The record is from RefSeq and is a predicted model, not a curated record. Gene Ontology annotation, molecular function: catalytic activity. The transcript is spliced from 5 exons. Gene Ontology annotation, biological process: cell motility.